AUGGGUAAAGUUUCGAAGGCCACUAAGAAGUUUCAAUCGAAACAUUUGAAGCAUACGCUCGACCAGAGGAAGAAGGAGAAGGAGCACAAGAAGAAAAUUCAAUCUCGUCGUGGUAAUAAGAGUGAGAAAGAGAAAAGAGAUGCAGCUUUGACCAAAGAUGAACAAAAGGCUAGAAAAGGUGCUAAGGAAGAAGUUUUCAAGGAUAUGCCUAUUGAUGAAUUCUUUGAAGAUGGAAUUGACAUCCCAAAGCAGUCUAAGAAGAACAAGAAUAAGAAUAAAGAAAAGAAUGAGUCUGAACAUGAUGAAUCCUCGUCUUCUGAAGAUGAAAAUGAUGUAGCAGCAGGUAUGGCCCAGCUUUCUGAGAAGGAUCCUGAGUUUUACAAGUAUUUACAGGAAAACGACAAGAAUUUAUUAGACUUCGGCGGGAGUAACCCUCUUGAUGGUAUUGAUGAUGAAGAAGAGGAAGAGGUACCUGAAAAGGAUGAAGCACCAGCUGAAGAAGGUGAGUCAGAUGAAGAAGAGGUCAAGAGUAUUGCAAAGAUUGAAUUGACUUUGAAAUUGGUCAAGAAAUGGAGAGAUCAAUUACAUAAUUCACCAAAUUUCAAGACUAUCAGAAAUGUUGUAUCAGCUUUCAAGAUGGCCAUCAAUAUGAACAACGAUGAAUCGAAGGAGGAUUACAAGUAUUCCAUGAGUGACGAGAGGGCAUUUAAAGAAUUAUUGUUUGUUGCAUUGAGAGAUUUGCCCCGUGCCAUUCAAGCUAUGAUUCCUUACCACAAUAAACAUGGAGCUAGAACUUUACCUUCAGGUACUAAUGUUUCCAAGAUGUCUUCCAUUGUGAAAUCCCACUCUGCAUCCCUGAUUAUUUGUCUAAAUGAUAUUUUCAACACGGAGACAGCAGCAUUGGUUUUACAAUCCGUGAAUCAACUUUUGCCUUACUUAAUAUCUUAUAGGCGUAUCGUGAAGGAGGUUAUCAAGGCAGUAGUAGAGACUUGGAGUACUACGAGGGAGGUGGAAACACAAAUUGCUACGUUUGCAUUUUUGAUUAGUGCCUCUAAAGAAUACAAAAAAGCACUUUUAGAAAUCGUUUUGAAGACUACUUAUUCAACCUUCAUCAAGAGCUGCCGUAGAACUGAUAUGCGUACAAUGCCUUUAAUCAAUUUCCAAAAGAAUUCUGCAAGUGAACUAUUUGGUAUCGAUGAGAACUUAGGUUAUCAAGUUGGGUUCGAAUACAUUAGACAGUUGGCUAUUCAUCUUAGAAAUACUAUUACUGCUACAACAAAGAAGACCAACAAGCAUAACCCGGCAGAAGCAUACAAGAUCGUCUACAACUGGCAAUUUUGUCAUUCCUUAGACCUUUGGUCGCGUGUCUUGUCAUUUGCUUGUAACUUCAACAGAGAGAAGGCACACGAGUCACAAAUGAGAGAUCUAAUUUACCCUCUCGUCCAAGUAACGCUCGGUGUGAUCCGUUUGAUUCCAACACCUCAGUUUUUCCCACUAAGGUUUUAUUUGAUCAGAUCUCUGAUCAGAUUAUCUCAAAAUACUGGUGUCUAUAUCCCAAUAUUUCCACUGCUAUUAGAAAUAUUGAAUUCUAAUGCAUUUACCAAGAUGUCUAAGAAGAAGGAAUCCUUAGAAGCUUUUGAUUUUGAACACAAUAUCAAAUGUAAUAAGCAGUACUUGGGUACAAGGACUUAUCAAGAAGGUUUGGCUGAACAAUUUGUCGAUAUCUUGGGAGAAUACUUUGUUCUAUACUGUAAGAGCGUUUCUUUCCCAGAAUUGGCUACACCAGCGAUUAUAGCACUCCGUCGUUACAUCAAGACUUCAAAGAACCCCAAGUAUAGUAAGCAGUUGUCCAACGUCGUUGAAAAGUUGAACCAGAACAGCUCUUAUAUCGAACAGAAAAGAUCUAAGGUCGAAUUCAGUCCAAGUAAUAAAGUUGAAGUUGCCAGAUUCUUAAGUGAUGUGCCUUGGGAAAAGACUCCAUUAGGAGCUUACAUCGUUAUUCAAAGAGAAGUGAAGGAAGAGAGGGCUAGAAUAUUAAGAGAAAGUUUGGAAGAAGAGCAGGAAGAAGAGAAGAACAAGGACGAAGAUGAGGACAAAGAACUCGAAUUGGACGGUGAUGGUGACAGCGAGAUGUCUGACGCAUAG
Molecule: messenger RNA, 2145 nt
Organism: Zygosaccharomyces rouxii
Lineage: Eukaryota; Fungi; Ascomycota; Saccharomycetes; Saccharomycetales; Saccharomycetaceae
Gene: NOC2
Product: mRNA-binding ribosome synthesis protein NOC2
Exons: 1
Coding region: 1-2145 (714 amino acids)
Biological process (GO): ribosomal large subunit biogenesis
Cellular component (GO): nucleolus; nucleoplasm; Noc1p-Noc2p complex
Source: RefSeq, a predicted model, not a curated record